CACACACACACACACACUUAAGAUUAUAUGAAAAUCAAAUUAGUUUGUGUAAUGGCAGCAGAAAUGGGCUCAUUUGCUGGCCUCAAUUUCCCAACUUUUAAUAAGCCAACUAAUAAGCUAUUUUCCCGGCCUCCUCUACAACCAGCUCAGUAUACAAACAAAAGGAGGCGGCUACAGCAGCAAUUCACAAUCUCUGCCAAUUUAGGAGGAGGAGGAGGAGGAGAAGGGGAGCUCAAGAAAGAAGACAAGAAGAAGUUUAUCACCAAAGAACAAGAACCAGAACAGUAUUGGCAAACAGCGGGUGAAAGAGAAGGAGAAAAUCCAAUGUCAACACCGCUUCCAUACAUAAUCAUAUUUGGUAUGUCAACUCCUUUUAUUAUUUUAGCCAUUGCUUUUGCUAAUGGCUGGAUUAAGGCUCCUAUUCGCUGAUUCUUUUUCUAUUUACCUAAUUCAUUCAUUCCUCCUGUACUAUAUUUAUUUUUAUGCUAUACUUUUUCUUGUAAACAAAGAAGAAUAUGCCUAAUUACUAUACGCAUUUUAAUCUCUCUCUUUUUUUCUUUCAUUUUUCCAAAUAUUAAUACUAUGCAUUCUCAU
Molecule: messenger RNA, 594 nt
Organism: Erythranthe guttata (spotted monkey flower)
Lineage: Eukaryota; Viridiplantae; Streptophyta; Magnoliopsida; Lamiales; Phrymaceae
Source: RefSeq, a predicted model, not a curated record